CUCCAAUGUCACUCCCAUAUAUCUAUAUAUAGUACUUGCAUUUAAACUCAUCACACACACCUCUUCCAUAGUCUGGUCUUCUAGGACUUCACCCCCUUACCUCUUCUUCAUCAUCAUUCCUUAUAUCAAACUUUUUUGAUUAAUUAAUGGAGGGGGUGCUAAAGAAAUGUUGGGUGGUGGGUGUGAUUUUUGCAGUAGUUUUGCUUUCAGAACCAUAUGGGGCUAGAGCGCAGCAAGUUCCUGGCUACUUUAUUUUCGGGGAUUCGUUGGUCGAUAAUGGCAAUAAUAAUCAGCUUUCAUCUUUGGCUAGAGCUGAUUAUUUGCCUUAUGGGAUUGACUUCCGGCCUCCACGACCGACCGGAAGGUUUUGCAAUGGCAGAACAACGGUUGAUGUCAUUGCUGAGCAACUGGGCUUCCGCAACUACAUUCCACCUUAUGCUACAGCAAGGGGCCGAGCUAUUCUCGGAGGAGUGAAUUAUGCAUCUGCUGCUGCCGGAAUUAGAGAUGAAACCGGCCAACAACUCGGAGAUCGAAUUAGUUUUAGUGGUCAAGUACGAAACUACCAGAAUACGGUCUCACAAAUUGUGAACAUACUUGGGGACGAGGACACAGCAGCAAAUUAUCUAAGCAGGUGCAUUUUCUCAAUUGGACUAGGCAGCAAUGAUUACCUUAACAAUUAUUUCAUGCCUCAGAUUUACUCAUCAAGCCGCCAAUAUACUCCGGAGCAAUAUGCUAAUGUUCUUAUCCAACAAUAUACUGACCAGUUAAAGAUUUUGUACAACUAUGGAGCCAGGAAGUUUGUGUUGAUUGGAGUGGGUCAGAUAGGAUGCAGCCCCAGUCAAUUGGCCCAAAAUAGUCCUGAUGGGAGAACUUGUGUUCAGAAAAUUAAUUCUGCCAACCAGAUUUUCAAUAAUAAGCUCAGAUCUCUUGUUGCUCAGUUCAACGGCAAUACUCCUGAUGCGAGAUUUAUCUACAUCAAUGCUUAUGGGAUCUUUCAAGAUAUAAUAAACAGACCUGCAACUUUUGGUUUUACUGUUACAAAUGCUGGAUGUUGCGGUGUUGGGAGGAAUAAUGGCCAAAUUACAUGUCUACCUUUACAAAAUCCAUGCCGAAAUAGGGACCAAUAUGUGUUUUGGGAUGCAUUUCACCCGACUGAGGCAGCAAACGUAAUUAUUGGAAGGAGAUCUUACAGUGCACAAUCUGCAUCGGAUGCAUACCCGUUCGAUAUUCGCCGGCUGGCUCAGUCCUGAAGAUGGAGCUAGCUAAUAGUUGUGGUGAUAUGUCAAGUUAAAGAUGUUCCCAAGAAUUUUAUUUUUUUGUUUUUUGCUGUAUAAUGUUGGUUGCUGUUAUUGUUGUUGUCAAUUGUUACAUGGAAUUUUAAGUGUAAACAAGUUAAGAUAGAGUCUUGUCUACGCAUUGACUCUAGUGUAUUCAUGCAAACUUGUAUUGAGUAUGAGAUUUGGCUUGAAUUAAAUUUCUUAAAUUACUAUAAGAUGUAAAUUGAAAAUUGAAUUGAGUAAUAUUAUGCUUUUAUUUUGAUUA
Messenger RNA from Populus trichocarpa (black cottonwood), 1542 nucleotides. Its product is annotated as GDSL esterase/lipase At1g29670. The record is from RefSeq and is a predicted model, not a curated record. Gene Ontology annotation, molecular function: hydrolase activity, acting on ester bonds. Lineage: Eukaryota; Viridiplantae; Streptophyta; Magnoliopsida; Malpighiales; Salicaceae. The transcript is spliced from 5 exons. The coding region runs from base 147 to 1250 and encodes 367 amino acids.